UUGACAUUCAAACGAGAGAGAGAGAGAGAAAGAGAGCAAGAGUGUGAGGUGUGUGAAAGAGACAGUAAUUGUUAGUUACAGUAGAGAAGAUGAGGUGUGUGUGGAUGGUGUGUGUGCUCUGCUUGGCACCAGCAGUGGCGGCCAUUCUGUGUAAACCAGAUGUGACAGAUGGAUAUAAAGUGAGGCUCAGUAUAAAGACGGCUCUGGGAGAUGAUGCUUAUGAAUGGAGCAAGAGUGAGUUGUUUCUUUUCAGGGCAGUGCUCGCUUUUGCUGUUCAGAGAAAAACCAACAAUGUGAACUAUGAUGUCUCUAAUAUAUUGGUGUGUGAUGAGACGGAGAGGGUGUCGUUUUGGUUUGUUGUAACAACUCCAGACAACACCUCAGAGCUGCUGCCUAAGCUAGUAGUGGAGAACGCUAUCAGAGAGAACAGGCACCGGAUUAACAGCGCCUUCCUGCUGACGGAUCAGACGCUGGACUUUGUGGGAAUUAACCCGACUCUGGCGGCCCCCAUCGAGUACGACACUCCACCCUGGCUCAUCGUCUUCGGGGUGGUGAUGGGAGUGGUGUGUGCCGGCAUCGUCGCCCUGCUGGUUUCCACGUUCUUACAGAAGAAACGAGCUAAGAAACCAAGUGCUGAUCCUGUGGAUGAUGAGGACGGAAGCGGAAGCAUCGCAGGAAACGGAAUACUGUGUGAAAGCAUCGGGGACAAAGACGGAACUUACAACCAGGGAUUCACCGAUGAUGAUCGAUUCACAAAGCUGUAGAUGCUGACUGAAGACAAACUCGCAGAUGCUGUUAUAUUAUUAUGUUUUUUUUAUCUUUCAUGAUGAAUGGACCAGUAGAAAAUUCUUCAUGUUCACUCCAAAUAUCAUCCACUCACAUUAAUAUACAGCUCUGGAAAAAAUAAGAGACCACUUAAAAAUUAUGACUUUCUUUCAUUUUACCUAAUUAAAAACCUCUGGAAUAUAAUCAAGAGGAAGAUAUAUGAUCACAAGCCGUCAAAUCAAGCUGAACUGCUUGAAUUUUUGCACCAGGAGUGGUAUAAAGUUAUCCAAAAGCAGUGUGUAAGACCAAAAUGCAUUAAAACUGUGAUUAAAAACCGGGUUAUUCUACCAAA
This is a messenger RNA of Astyanax mexicanus (Mexican tetra), 1117 nucleotides long. RefSeq names its product collectrin, amino acid transport regulator (gene cltrn). The transcript has 6 exons. NCBI's taxonomy places the organism in Eukaryota, Metazoa, Chordata, Actinopteri, Characiformes, Acestrorhamphidae. Bases 90 to 764 code for a protein of 224 amino acids. The record is from RefSeq and is a predicted model, not a curated record.